Molecule: messenger RNA, 906 nt
Organism: Mercurialis annua (annual mercury)
Lineage: Eukaryota; Viridiplantae; Streptophyta; Magnoliopsida; Malpighiales; Euphorbiaceae
Product: ethylene-responsive transcription factor 13-like
Exons: 1
Coding region: 1-906 (301 amino acids)
Biological process (GO): ethylene-activated signaling pathway; regulation of DNA-templated transcription
Molecular function (GO): DNA binding; DNA-binding transcription factor activity
Source: RefSeq, a predicted model, not a curated record
AUGGAUAUAAUGGGAGAAAUUAGUAGUUCUUUUUCUAAUGAUGAGUCUACUCUUUUAGAUUUAAUCCAAGAUUAUCUUCUUAAAGAUGAUUUUGAAACCUUAGCCAAUACCUCACCACAUAGCUUUCUUGAAGAUGAUUUUGAAACCCUAAUAAAUACCUCACCACAUAGCUUUCUUGAAGAUGAUUUUGAAACCCUAAAAAAUUCUUCACCACAUAGUUUACCUGAAGACGGUUUUGAAGCCCUAAUAAAUACUACCUCACUGCAUACUUUACUUGAAGAUGGUUUUGAAACCCUAAAAAAUACUUCACCACAUAGUUUACCUGAAGACGGGUUUGAAGCCCUAGUAAAUACUACCUCACUGCAUACUUUACUUGAAGAUGAUUCCGAAACCCUAAAAAACACUUCGCUUGGUGAUUCAACUUCUGACGCUUUGCCGGAAACUGCAACAUCGCCGCCUAAUGGUGGAGAAGCAGUCACCACCAGGAAGAAGUAUAAAGGUGUAAGGAGGAGGCCCUGGGGCACAUACGCGGCGGAGAUUAGAGAUCCGAAGAGACAUGGAGCUCGAAUUUGGCUGGGUACAUACGAGACACCAGAAGAUGCAGCAUUAGCUUAUGAUAGAGCAGCUUUUAAAAUGCGAGGUGCCAAAGCCAGGCUAAAUUUUCCUCCUUUAAUUGGCUCAACUGAUCAGCAUGAUCCGAUUAGAGUGACUAAUAAACGUAGCUCGUCGGAACAAUCCUCUUCAUCUCCGAGUUCGUCGGCUUCAUUGGAUCAGUUGCAGAAUGAUGAUUCUCCAAAGUCCAACAAGAAAAUAAAAAUAAUUAACUUAAUAGCUAAUGCUGUGGCACAAAAUGUUUACCAGUUUAGCCAUGUUAUCAAUUGCCAAGUCAGGAACCAUGGUGUAUAA